Messenger RNA from Mucor mucedo, 405 nucleotides. RefSeq lists its product as uncharacterized. The annotation marks the transcript as partial. The record is from RefSeq and is a predicted model, not a curated record. The transcript has 2 exons. NCBI's taxonomy places the organism in Eukaryota, Fungi, Mucoromycota, Mucoromycetes, Mucorales, Mucoraceae.
GUCGAUUUAAGAGUGGUUAAGGAUACACUUUCGAGAAGAAAGAAGGAAGCCGAUAAGGCUAACUGUGAAAUUUCGAGAAUUGACCCUGGACUUGUAAAAAUUACAAGCGAUAGAACAAAGUUGUUAGUUGAGUCAAAAGCUGUAUUAGAUAAAAUUGCUAAAGAAGACCCAAGAAGAGCGAAAGACAUCUUAGUCCCUGCCUUACAGCUUACCGGCAAUCAUGCCACGCUCUAUUCACUCAGUCUUGCCGCUAAUGGACUUUAUUUUGGUGUAAAAGAGGCGUCCGCUUAUGUGCCUAACUUCAUCUCUAAUAUGAACAACUUCAGAGACGUAAUUCUUUUGCUAUUUAAGUUCAAAGUAAGUACAAGAAGGGCACAUUAUAUGAUAAAAUAUUCUAACAAAUAG